CGAAAAGUCUCCAUCCCGACGACUUCCCUUCCCCUACGGAUUUCCCUCAUCUCUCAGGUCUUUGCUGCUUCUGCUCUGCAACCUGCCCUUCAUUCACCUCUCCCCUCUCCCCUCUUCUUCCCCUCUUCUCUUUUGAAUCUCUGCGACCCCGUUCCGUUCGUCAUCAUGCAGGCCUUCCGCCGUAACACCGUCUCUGCCAUUCGGAAUGCUGCUCCCAUGCAGCGACGAGGCUACGCUCAGGGUGCCUCGCCUUACGCCAGCACCGUCCAGAACCUUCGCAUCAACUCGGAUACCAAGGUUCUCUUCCAGGGCUUCACCGGAAAGCAGGGAACUUUCCACGCCGAGCAAGCUAUCGCCUACGGCACCAAGGUUGUCGGUGGUACCAACCCCAAGAAGGCCGGCUCGACGCACCUUGACAGACCCGUUUUCGCGAACGUGCGCGAUGCCGUGAAGGAGACCGGUGCUACCGCUUCUGCCAUCUUCGUCCCCCCCCCUCUCGCCGCUAAGGGUAUCGAGGAGGCCAUCGAGGCCGAGGUUCCCCUGGCUGUCUGUAUCACCGAGGGUAUUCCCCAGCACGACAUGGUCCGUAUCACGGAUAUCCUGAAGACCCAGAACAAGACCCGUCUGGUUGGCCCUAACUGCCCCGGUAUCAUCGCUCCCGGUCAAUGCAAGAUCGGUAUCAUGCCCGGAUUCAUCCACAAGCGUGGCCGUGUUGGUAUCGUCUCCCGUUCCGGUACUCUGACCUACGAGGCCGUGAACCAGACCACCCAGGCCGGCCUUGGUCAGUCCCUCGUCGUUGGUAUCGGUGGUGACCCCUUCUCCGGUACCAACUUCAUUGACUGCCUCAAGAUCUUCCUCGAGGACCCCGAGACCGACGGUAUCAUCAUGAUCGGUGAGAUCGGUGGUAGCGCCGAGGAGGACGCCGCCGAGUUCUUCAAGGCCAACAACAUCCACAACAAGCCCGCCGUCAGCUUCAUCGCCGGUAUCAGCGCUCCCCCCGGCCGCCGUAUGGGUCACGCCGGUGCCAUUGUCAGCGGUGGUAAGGGUGGUGCCGACUCCAAGAUCUCCGCUCUCCAGGAUGCCGGAGUCGUUGUCGAGCGCAGCCCUGCCGGUCUGGGCAAGGCUCUGCUUGCCGAGUUCGUCAAGCGCGACCUGGUUUAAACGAGAUUUUAGUCGGGUUUUGUUGGUUGAUACCAUGAACCAGAGACUGAGCGGGCGAGAAGGAGCGGGAGAAGGAGAUGGUGUGUGCGUCGCGACCGUGGUGUGAUAACCGUGGAGUGACGAACCAUUUCCUCAGCUCUGGAUUUAUAUUCUCUUGAACUACUAGACGGUCCCUGUUUCUUUUCUUUAUUGUCCGUGUCUAUGAUGACUCCUGUACUUUCCCCCCAUUGUGUUUUUUUCCUACGUUUAGAGAUGUUAGGGAGUAAUUAGUUUCCAUAUGUAAAUUUUUUGUUGUUUAC
This is a messenger RNA of Aspergillus melleus, 1460 nucleotides long. It is a transcript of the gene LSC1, whose product is annotated as succinate--CoA ligase (GDP-forming) subunit alpha. Gene Ontology annotation, biological process: tricarboxylic acid cycle. The transcript has 7 exons. Gene Ontology annotation, molecular function: succinate-CoA ligase (GDP-forming) activity; succinate-CoA ligase (ADP-forming) activity. Lineage: Eukaryota; Fungi; Ascomycota; Eurotiomycetes; Eurotiales; Aspergillaceae. Gene Ontology annotation, cellular component: mitochondrion; succinate-CoA ligase complex (ADP-forming). Bases 166 to 1161 code for a protein of 331 amino acids. The record is from RefSeq and is a predicted model, not a curated record.